Striga hermonthica is the source of this 1035-nucleotide messenger RNA. NCBI's taxonomy places the organism in Eukaryota, Viridiplantae, Streptophyta, Magnoliopsida, Lamiales, Orobanchaceae. The record is from the annotation of a GenBank genome assembly.
AUGGCUGCGAUAGUGCCGAGGAUGAAGCUGGGCUCGCAGGGUCUUGAGGUUUCUAAGCAAGGGCUGGGCUGCAUGAGCAUGUCUGCUUAUUACGGCCAGCCGAAGCCCGAGCCGGACAUGAUUCAACUCAUCCACCACGCCAUCAACUCCGGCGUCACGUUUCUAGACACCUCCGAUGUCUACGGACCCCACACCAAUGAAAUCCUCAUCGGCAAGGCUCUGAAAGGGAUAGCGAGAGACAAAGUUCAAAUAGCUACCAAGUUUGGAAUAACAACAAAGGACGGGAAGAUGGACGUAAGAGGUGACCCGGCAUAUGUGAGGGCAGCAUGUGAGGCAAGCUUGAAGCGCCUGGACAUUGACUGCAUUGAUCUCUAUUAUGCACACCGUAUCGACAUUCGUGUGCCUAUAGAAGUCACGAUGGGUGAACUGAAGAAACUGGUUGAGGAAGGGAAAAUUAAGUAUGUUGGGCUCUCAGAAGCUUCUGCUUCAACAAUCAGAAGGGCUCAUGCUAUUCAUCCGGUAACUGCAGUUCAAAAUGAGUGGUCAUUGUGGUCAAGGGACUUAGAAGAUGAAAUUGUUCCUACUUGCAGAGAACUCGGUAUUGGAAUUGUCCCCUACAGUCCCCUUGGGCGUGGUUUCUUUUCCUCAGGUGCAAAUUUGAUACAAAAUUUGGGGGAGGGAGACUUUCGUAAGAAUUUUCCGAGGUUCAGGCCAGAGAACCUCGAAAACAACAAGCUGAUAUUCGAAAGGGUAAGUGAAAUGGCUAAAAGAAAAGGGUGCACCUCAUCUCAGCUGGCGCUUGCUUGGGUUCAUCACCAAGGAGAUGACGUGUGCCCCAUACCCGGGACUACUAAAGUGGAUAACUUCAACCAGAACGUUGGAGCUCUUUCUGUGAAACUAACUCCCCAAGAGAUGGCUGAACUCGAGUCCUAUGCUUCAGCCGAGGUUGUCAAGGGAGACCGGCAUGUUGUCAUGGCAACGACUUGGAUACAUUCCGAGACCCCUCCGUUGUCUUCUUGGAAAGGUGACCAGUGA